CCGGCUUCCCUCCGUGGUGGGGAGACCGCUGCCAGCCCCGCUGAUGUCAUGCGGGAAGCUUGCGUCGGGUUGGAGCGCACCUGGAGCCAGCACGAGACCGGAAGCGGGGUCCCAGCGGCUGUGAGUCCGCAGCUGUGGAGCGGCCCACCCGGGGAGAGCCCCGAGACCUCCCGCCAUGUUCCACCUGAUGAAGAAAGACAAGGACAAGGACAAGGAGGGCGGGCGGAAGGAGCGGAAAGACAAGAGGGAGAAGAAGGAGCGCAUGUCGGCGGCGGAGCUGCGCAGCCUGGAGGAGAUGCGUCUGCGGCGAGGCUUCUUCAACCUGAACCGCUCGUCCAAGCGCGACUCCAAGGCCCGCCUGGAGAUCUCCCACCCCAUCCCCAUCAAGGUGGCCAGCGGGUCGGACCUGCCCCUGACCGACCUCGACUCGGACGGCGGCGCGGCCCUGGACUCGGAUCGGCUGAGCGCGGCCAGUUCCAGCGACGACCUCAAGGCCGAGGAGGGCGGCUUCCGGGGCUCCGUGCUCCAGAGGGCGGCCCGCUUCGGCUCGCUGGCUAAGCAGAACUCCCAGAUGAUCGCCAAGCGGUUCUCUUUCUCCCAGCGCAGCCGGGAUGACAGUGCCUCGGAGGCCUCCACACCCUCAGAGCACUCAGCCGCCCCCUCGCCCCAAGCGGAGGCCCGCUCGCUCGCCGCACAGCUGGCUCGCCGGGCGGGCGGCCCCCGGGCCCGGGGUCCCGAGCCGGCGGGGGGCGGACGCUUUGCGGCCGACCUGCGCUUACCUCCCGUGGCGCCCCCGUCCCCACCCGCCCCCCGGGAGCUGACGCUGCGGCGACGCCCCACGGGGGACUUCGGCUUCUCCCUGCGGCGGACCACCACGCUGGACCGGACCCCCGAGGGCCAGGCCUUCCGGCGCGUGGUGCACUUUGCCGAGCCGGGCGCGGGCACCAAGGACCUGGCGUUGGGGCUGGUGCCCGGCGACCGGCUGGUGGAGAUCAACGGGCAGAACGUGGAGAGCAGGUCGAGGGAUGAGAUCGUGGAGAUGAUCCGUCAGUCCGGAGACAGCCUGAGGCUCAAGGUGCAACCCAUCCCCGAGCUGAGCGAGCUGAGCCGCAGCUGGCUGAGAGGCAGCGAGGGUCGGCGAGGGGAGCCCGCCGAUGCCAAGACGGAGGAGCAGAUAGCCACGGAGGAGGCCUGGUACGAGACGGAGAAAGUGUGGCUGGUCCAUCGGGAUGGUUUCACUCUCGCCAGUCAGCUGAAGUCAGAGGAACUGAGCCUGCCAGAGGGGAAGAUCCGGGUGAAACUGGACCACGAUGGGACCAUACUGGACGUGGACGAGGAUGACGUGGAGAAGGCCAACGCCCCGUCCUGUGAGCGGCUGGAAGACUUGGCCUCCCUGGUGUACCUCAACGAGUCCAGCGUCCUGCAUACCCUGCGGCAGCGCUACGGUGCCAGCCUGCUGCACACCUUCGCCGGCCCCACCCUUCUCAGCCUCAGUCCCCGCGGGGCCCCUGCCAUGUACUCCGAGAAGGUGAUGCACAUGUUCAAGGGGUGCCGACGGGAGGACAUGGCCCCCCACAUCUACGCGGUGGCCCAGGCGGCCUACCGAAACAUGCUGAUGACCCGCCAGGAUCAGGCCCUCGUGCUCCUGGGCAGCAGUGGCAGCGGCAAGACUACCGGCUGCCAGCACUUGGUGCAGUAUCUGGCCACCAUCGCAGGAGCCGGUGCCAACAAGGUGUUCACCGUGGAGAAGUGGCAAGCUCUGUCCACCGUCCUGGAGGCCUUUGGGAACAGCCCUACGGGCAUGAAUGGCAAUGCCACCCGCUUCUCCCAGAUCCUCUCGCUGGAUUUUGACCAGGCUGGCCAGGUGGCCUCGGCCUCCAUUCAGACGCUGCUGCUGGAGAGGCUGCGGGUGGCCAGGCGUCCCGCUUCCGAGGCAACCUUCAACGUCUUCUACUACUUGCUGGCGUGCAGUGAUGCCACGCUCAGGACGGAGCUGCACUUCAACCACCUGGCAGAGAACAAUGUUUUUGGGAUCGUGCCGCUCUCUAAGCCUGAGGAAAAACAGAAGGCGGCUCAGCAGUUUAGUAAGCUGCAGGCGGCCAUGAGGGUGCUGGCCAUCACCCCUGAAGAGCAGAAAGCCUUCUGGCUUAUCCUGGCUGCCAUCUUCCACCUGGGGGCAGCCGGCGCUACCAAAGACGCUGUUGAAGGUGGGCGCAAGCAGUUUGCCCGUCAUGAGUGGGCACAGAAGGCUGCCUACUUGCUGGGCUGCAACCUGGAAGAGCUGUCCUCCUCCAUCUUCAAGCAACAAGUCAAGAGCUCGCUGCAACGCUCCACCUCCUUCCGCCAGGGCCCCGACGAGAGCAGCUUUGGGGAUGGCACAGGCCCCAAGCUGAGUGCCCUGGAGUGCGUGGAGGGCAUGGCCUCGGGACUCUACUCAGAACUCUUCACUCUCCUCAUCUCCCUGGUGAACAGAGCUCUCAAGUCGAGCCAGCACUCCCUGAGCUCCAUAAUGAUCGUGGACACGCCCGGCUUCCAGAACCCUGAGUUGGGCGGGCUGGCACGCGCGGCCUCCUUCGAGGAGCUCUGCCACAAUUAUGUCCAGGACCGGCUGCAGGCACUCUUCCAUGAGCGCACCUACCUGCAGGAGCUGGAGAGAUACAGGGAGGAGAACAUUGAGCUGACGUUGGACGACGUGGAGCCCGGGGCGGCUGACUCCGUCACCGCUGUGGACCAAGCCUCCCCUCAGGCCCUGGUGCGCUCUCUGGCUCGGACGGAGGAGGCCCGAGGUCUGCUGUGGCUGCUGGAGGAGGAGGCUUUGGUGCCAGGGGGCAAUGAAGAGGCCUUGCUGGAGCGACUUUUUGCCUACUAUGGGCCCCGUGAUGGAGACAAAAAAGGUCAGAGCCCGUUGCUGCGUGGGAGCCAACCACACCACUUCUUCCUGGGCCACAGCCACGGCACCAAUUGGGUGGAAUACGAUGCCACAGGCUGGCUGAGCUAUGCCAAGCAGAACCCCGCAGCCCAGAAUGCCCCGCUGCUUCUGCAGGACUCCCAGAAAAAGGUCAUCAGUAACCUGUUUGCGGGCCGGGCGGGCAGUGCCAUGGUGCUGUCCGGCUCCGUGGCGGGACUGGAGGGUGGCUCCCAGCUGGCAUUGCGCCGGGUCACCAGCAUGCGCAAGACUUUCACCACGGGCAUGGCGGCUGUCAAGAAGAAGUCCGUCUGCAUCCAGAUCAAGUUGCAGGUGGACGCCCUGGUGGACACCAUCAAGAAGUCAAAGCUGCACUUUGUGCACUGCUUCCUGCCUGUGGCAGAGGGCUGGGCCGGCGAGCCCCGGGCCUCCGCCUCCCGCCGGGUCAGCAGCAGCAGCGAGUUGGACCUGCCCCCCGGGGAGCAGUGUGAGGCCAGUCUGCUCCAGCUGGACGUGCCCCUGCUCCGCGCCCAGAUCCGCGGCUCUCGCCUGCUCGAUGCUCUCCGAGUGUACCGCCAAGGUUACCCAGAUCAUAUGGUGUUCUCGGAGUUCCGCCGCCGCUUCGAAGCACUGGCCCCCCACCUCACCAAGAAGCACGGGCGCAACUACAUUGUGCUGGAUGAGAAGAGGGCCGUGGAAGAGCUGCUGGAGUCUCUGGACCUGGAGAAGAGCAGCUGCCAGAUGGGCCUCAGUCGGGUGUUUUUCCGGGCUGGCACCCUGGCCCGGCUGGAGGAGCAUCGGGAUGAGCAGACCAGCAAGAACCUGACACUGUUCCAGGCGGCCUGCAGGGGUUUCUUGGCCCGCCAGCACUUCAAGAAGAGAAAGAUCCAGGCCCUGGCCAUCCGCUGCGUGCAGAAGAACAUCAAGAAGAAUAAAGGGGUGAAGGAUUGGCCGUGGUGGAAACUGUUCACCACCGUGCGGCCCCUCAUUGCGGUGCAGCUCUCCGAAGAACAGCUCCGGGGCAAGGACGAAGAAAUCCAGCAGCUAAGAAGCAAGCUCGAGAAAGUGGAGAAGGAACGCAAUGAGCUGCGCCUCAGCAGCGACCGGCUGGAGAGCAAGAUCUCCGAGCUGACGUCGGAGCUGACGGACGAGCGCAACACUGGGGAAUCCGCCUCCCAGCUUCUGGACGCCGAGACAGCCGAGAGGCUUCGGGCUGAGAAAGAGAUGAAGGAUCUGCAGAUCCAGUAUGAUGCCCUCAAGAAGCAGAUGGAAGCCAUGGAGGUGGAGGUAAUGGAGGCCCGGCUCAUCCGGGCCACUGAGCUCAACGGAGAGAUGGACGAUGAUGAUUCCGGCGGAGAGUGGCGCCUCAAGUAUGAGAGGGCAGUGCGAGAAGUGGACUUCACCAAGAAACGUCUGCAACAGGAGUUUGAGGACAAACUGGAAGAGGAGCAACAAAGCAAAAGGCAAUUGGAGAGGAAGCUGGGUGACCUGCAGGCCGACGGGGAUGAGACCCAGAGGGCUUUGCAGCAAGUGAAGAAGAAGUGCCAGAGACUGACCGCGGAGCUACAGGACACCAAGCUUCACCUGGAGGGCCAGCAGGGCCGCAACCACGAGCUGGAGAAGAAGCAGAGGAGGUUCGACAGCGAGCUCUCCCAGGCGCAGGAGGAGGCCCAGCGUGAGAAGCUCCAGCGCGAGAAGCUGCUACGAGAGAAGGACGUGCUCAUGGCCGAGGCCUUCAGCCUCAGGCAGCAGCUGGAGGAGAAGGACCUGGACGUCGCCGGCUUCACCCAGAAGGUGGUGGCCCUGGAAGCGGAGCUCCAGGACAUCUCCUCCCAGGAGUCCAAGGACGAAGCCUCCCUGGCCAAAGUCAGGAAGCAGCUGCGGGAUCUGGAGGCCAAAGUCAAAGAUCAGGAGGAGGAGCUGGACGAGCAGGCGGGGACCAUCCAGAUGCUCGAGCAGGGCAAGCUACGCCUGGAAAUGGAGAUGGAGCGGAUGCGGCAGACACACUCCAAGGAAGUAGAGAGCCGGGACGAGGAGGUGGAAGAGGUCCGACAGUCUUGUCAGAAGAAGUUGAAACAGAUGGAGGCACAGCUGGAGGAGGAGUACGAAGACAAGCAGAAGGUGCUGCGGGAGAAAAGGGAGCUGGAGGGCAAGCUGUCGGCCGUUAGUGACCAGGUGAGCCAGCGGGACUUUGAGACGGAGAAGCGUCUGCGGAAGGACCUGAAGCGGACCAAGGCCCUGCUGACCGACGCCCAGGUCAUGCUGGAUCACCUGAAGAACAAUGCACCCAGCAAGAGGGAGAUCGCCCAGCUCAAGAACCAGUUGGAGGAAUCGGAGUUCACCUGUGCGGCGGCCGUCAAAUCCCGGAAGGCGAUGGAGGUGGAGAUGGAGGACCUGCACCUGCAGAUGGAUGACAUCUCCAAGACCAAGACAGCGCUGGAGGAGCAGUUGAGCCGCCUGCAGCGGGAGAAGAAUGAGGUACAGAGCCGACUGGAGGAGGAUCAAGAAGACAUGAAUGAACUGAUGAAGAAGCACAAGGCGGCCGUGGCCCAGGCCUCCAGAGACCUGGCCCAAAUGAGUGAUCUCCAAGCACAGCUAGAAGAGGCCAACAAGGAGAAGCAAGAACUUCAGGAAAAGUUGCAAGGGCUUCAGAGCCAGAUGGAAUUCAUAGAGCAGACCAUGGUGGACAAGUCUCUGGUCAGCAGGCAGGAGGCCAAGAUCCGGGAGCUGGAGACGAGGCUGGAGUUUGAGAGGACCCAAGUGAAGCGGCUGGAGAACCUGGCCAGCAGGCUGAAGGAGAACAUGGAGAAGCUGACAGAGGAGCGGGACCAGCGCAGCGCGGCCGAGAACCGAGAGAAGGAGCAGAACAAGCGGCUGCAGCGCCAGCUCCGUGACGCCAAGGAGGAGAUGGGCGAGCUGGCCAAGAAGGAGGCGGAGGCCGGACGCAAGAAGCAUGAGCUGGAGGUGGACCUGGAGAGCCUGGAGGCGGCGAACCAGAGCUUGCAGGCGGACCUGAAGCUGGCCUUCAAGCGCAUCGGAGACUUGCAGGCCGCCAUCGAGGAUGAGAUGGAGAGUGACGACAAUGAGGACCUCAUCAACAGUUUGCAGGACAUGGUGACAAAGUAUCAGAAAAGAAAGAAUAAACCUGAGGGCGACUCAGACGUGGAUUCGGAGUUGGAGGACCGGGUCGACGGGGUGAAAUCGUGGCUGUCGAAGAACAAGGGCCCCUCCAAGACAGCUUCGGACGACGGCAGCUUGAAGAGCUCCAGCCCCCCAAGCUACCGGAAAUCCGUCUCCCUCGACCGGUCGGAUGAUGAGCCUGACCCCUCCGACAGCACUUCCCGAUCCCGAUACCCCCGCCGCAGCUACCUGAGCGACAGCGACACAGAGGCAAAGCUGAAAGAGUCCAGUGCAUAGUCCCUGGAGAAGCCAGCUCCCUGCCCCUCUACCUCCCCACCUAAGACUGGGGGCAGGGGUCCCUAGAGUAGCCCCCCGCUGCUGGCAGUGUGCAUGGACGUCCCCGGGCCUGGUCCUCUCCAGGCGGAACUGUCUGGGUCCGGGCAGCCACCGGCCGUCAAGAUAAAACUUGACCCCCUCCCCGGGCCCUCCAUGCCCCACCCCGGCGAUUGGAGCGGUGGCAAGCUGCGGGAUCCUCUUUCCCGGGGGCCACGGUGGGGCUACUGAGGUCCUGCCCCUCCCCAGGCUCCCGUGCACCCCAGAAGAGGGUCUCUCCUUCAGUACCUGCUGUCCUUUUGUUUUCUAAUUUAAGAACAAAACCGGUCCCCCCUUGCGAAGCCCCCCCAUCCCUGUGGUGGCAUUGCACCUGGAAGCUGUAGGGUAGGAAGAGGGAGGUGAGUGUUGGAGUUAUGUAUCAUCCUCUGUCUUCAGCUGAGCCAAAGCCAACUGGUUCUCAUCCAGCUGAAGACAGGGGUCUGGAGCUGGGAGCGGGGUGGGGGUGAUGAGGGGGCUAAGCUGGGGGCAGAGCACAGGCCCCAUGGGGGCCCCUGUUAGGGGAGACUGAACAUACAGCCACACGGCAGGGGAUGGUCAGAGACAAAAGCCUUCUAUGAACACACCGUGACACUAGGACCAUUCAGGGGGAGAGUGAACAGUCAUACCCUCAUCAACAGGAAACACACACACACCCUUCACCAACAGGACACACACACACACCUGGACUAAUUGGUGCCCCCGUCAACCCUCCACUCCUUGGAUACAUCAUAUAAGCCCCCCUCUCCAGUAAGGGCUCCCCUUCCCCUUUGCUUGGAGAUUUAAAAUUCCCAGAAGCAUGGGGAAGUGGGGGGGGGGGGGGGCCUUGUCCCCCUCCAGGUAUUCCCAUUCUGGGUUCGAAGUCCGCCCCACCCCAGCCCUUCCCUCUCCAAAGAGCCAUAGCAAACGUUGCAGUCUCCAGAGAUUCACCUUCGUUAACUCCUCAGGGUCAGGGUGUCAGGAGGGCAGUGCCCAGGGACCGUCCCCCACUUCAGUCCUUGCCUGCUGACUCCCCCUCCCUCCCCUUCUCUUGUCUCCUGUGGUUUUGCAAUGGGCCUGGGCACCUCUUUCCUGUUUCCUUCCAUGUGGAAAUAAACGACCUUUCCCCGCCUAAGACUUUGUUGAGACCUAAAAAGGCUUGUAUACCUACCCUUUCAAGUUCCUCCCUGCCCCCACCAAUCCAGACUGCCCAUCUCUCCAGAUGCAAUCUGCUCCCGGCUCUUGCCCCCAGCCUCAGCAGCUCGAGCAUUUGAUGGCAGUUUUCUCCUUAAUGGUCCCCCAGCGAGGCUGUGCAGAUGACUGUCUUUAAUCUCCCCUGAUAAAUGGAUCACA
Tachyglossus aculeatus (Australian echidna) is the source of this 7726-nucleotide messenger RNA. RefSeq names its product myosin XVIIIA (gene MYO18A). The record is from RefSeq and is a predicted model, not a curated record. Bases 176 to 6322 code for a protein of 2048 amino acids. Gene Ontology annotation, molecular function: cytoskeletal motor activity; protein binding; ATP binding. Lineage: Eukaryota; Metazoa; Chordata; Mammalia; Monotremata; Tachyglossidae. The transcript is spliced from 42 exons. Gene Ontology annotation, cellular component: myosin complex.